UGGAUUGAAUCGGGAUUGGGAAGCUGGAUCGGUGGAUUUCGUGAAGUGGGAGGACUUCCGAACACUCCCUGAGGCUGCUGGCUGCGACAGUGCGGCUGCACGUCGUUGGGCGGUGGCCUCGAAACAUCCGGAGAGAUGGAAGUCCCAGCUCCCACGACGCCGUGCCCAUAAGGCCAUAACCCUCUCCGCCUUUGCAAGCAGGUAGAGCCGGACGGGGGAGGAGAAGCGGCGGAGACAAGCUUUUACCUCUCCUCCUCCUGUGAAGCAUCCUGCGAAGCAGCCACCGGGAGUUUCCUCUCAGCAGCCCCAAGAUCUCAGUCAGCUGAUUGGUUGACAUCUCCAUUAUGAAAGACUACCUUGUUGUGUGUUUGUAAAAGAUGAGCUCAAAUUGUAGAGCCUCAAAAGCUCAAAAAUCAACAAUCAGUUAUCAUCGGCUUCCAUUAGAUGCGCACCAGUUAUUUGAGCCGGAUGCAUUUCUUAGAAAGGAUCGCAGUGCCAAUUGUCAAUCUCAAAGUACUCAAUCAGCUAGCAGACAUACUGAUAGAAGAUUAACUACUCAGUUAGUAUCAGCAUUGACAGGAAUCUGGAAUCUUGUUGGUCAGCCAGAAUCUUCUGUCACUGAUGAAAGAUCUGUGAGCGAUGGGAUUUUGCAUAAGGAAGACCCUCUUUGCUUUAGCAGGGACCGAAAAGGGCACGCGUUGACCGCUCGCUGUACUGAAAGCUCAACUGGUCUUACAUCUCAAACCUGUUUAUCAACACCAAAAUCAAUUCAUGAAGAUCUUAGUUUGGUGAAGAAGAUAUUAAUAGUCACAUCAUGUGGCAACAUGUUCAGUGCUUCUUUCACAUGGAGACAUGUCCCUCUCACUAAUAAACUCGGGAACAUGAAUUUUUUGCAAUGUGAAAAUAUAUACCCCACAAAAACUGAAAAGAUAAGAACUAAUAGUGAUGCUGCUUCCAGCAUUAUGGACAUUAAGGAAGAUGAGUGCUUCGGAAGGGAGGGUAACUAUUUCAGUCAAACAAGAAACAUGCCAACUGAACAUGUGGAUAUUUCUAGAGAACAUCCUGAUUCAUCAGCUUGCUCAUCUGAGCAAAUGGAAGUCAGCAAAGAUGCGAGGAUGAUGCUGGAAAAACACAUUUUUAGCACAUGCGAACAUAUUCAAGUUGAGGACUUGACAUGCACAUCUUCUCUGGCAGCUGAUGCUGUUAUUGUUAACCCACCAAAUGCAGAUCAAUAUACUAGCGAGGAAUAUAUGUCUCAGAAGCAUUCUGUAGAGAAGUGUUCACCAGAGUUUGGAUCAUUCUUUCGACGUCGAUGUCAUGAUGCUGUUAAUGUGAACAAGCAUGCUGUCGCGGGAGCAAUAGCUGGGACAGUUGUCAGUAUUUCUCUGCAUCCAGUAGAUACAGUGAAAACCAUUAUUCAGGCUAACAGUUCUGGACAAAGUUCAUUCUACCACAUACUAAGGCGCGCCCUUGUUGAGAGAGGUGUUUUAGGUCUUUAUGGAGGGCUUGCUAGCAAAGUUGCUUGUUCGGCACCAAUUUCAGCUAUUUAUACCUUAACUUAUGAAAUAGUAAAGGGAGCUCUUCUGCCUACUUUGCCAAAGGACUAUCAUUCAAUUGCUCAUUGUGCUGCUGGUGGUUGUUCUAGUAUUGCAACAUCCUUUGUUUUUACACCCAGUGAAUACAUAAAACAACAGAUGCAAAUGGGCUCACAGUAUCAGAAUUGCUGGAAGGCUUUAGUAGGAUGUCUUCAAAGGGGUGGCAUUGCUUCAUUAUAUGCUGGAUGGGGUGCUGUUCUUUGUAGAAAUAUACCACAUUCUGUAGUAAAGUUUUAUGCCUACGAGAGUCUGAAGCAGUUUCUGUUGAAUGCAUCACCUGCUGAUGCUAAACUUGAUUCUGGCCAGACGCUUCUUUGUGGAGGUUUUGCUGGGUCAACUGCUGCUCUGUUUACAACUCCGUUCGAUGUUGUCAAGACGCGUGUACAGUUACAGGCACUCAGCCCCGUUAGGAAGUAUGAAGGGGUUCUUCAUGCACUUAAACAAAUUUUUGAGCAAGAAGGAUUGCGGGGUCUCUACAGGGGUUUAACUCCAAGGUUGGUAAUGUAUGUAUCACAAGGGGCACUAUUUUUUACAUCCUAUGAGUUCCUGAAAACAAUUAUGUUUCCUGAGCAAGAGCUUCCUGCAAGGAGCUUUUGAUCAUGAAACGACUUUUUCAGCACCUGUGGAAUCUUCGUGUCGAUCUCAUGAACUAACAUCUGGGAUGGUCUGACUAGAGGAUUGUAAUUGCGGUUGUCGAACCAUCCAGUUUUUUAGGUGUUACAACCAACUAGUGUAUAUCAGUUUUGAUACAUAGGCAUUGAAACUUGGUCAUUACCAUUUUGAGUAGAAACGCAACAUCUAUGCUACAGAAAUUUUGUAUGACAUGUAAACACCCUUUGGGAGAAUAUGUGAAUACGAUCAUAUACUAGCUUUGUAUUCUUGCAGGAAAAAAUAGUUGCAUCUGAA
Brachypodium distachyon (stiff brome) is the source of this 2501-nucleotide messenger RNA. RefSeq names its product calcium-binding mitochondrial carrier protein. The coding region runs from base 378 to 2192 and encodes 604 amino acids. Gene Ontology annotation, molecular function: S-adenosyl-L-methionine transmembrane transporter activity. NCBI's taxonomy places the organism in Eukaryota, Viridiplantae, Streptophyta, Magnoliopsida, Poales, Poaceae. The transcript has 9 exons. Gene Ontology annotation, cellular component: mitochondrial inner membrane. The record is from RefSeq and is a predicted model, not a curated record.